Marchantia polymorpha subsp. ruderalis is the source of this 1066-nucleotide messenger RNA. Lineage: Eukaryota; Viridiplantae; Streptophyta; Marchantiopsida; Marchantiales; Marchantiaceae. The record is from the annotation of a GenBank genome assembly.
CCUGCGGUAUCAAUACUCACUCAGUUCAAUAUUCUCUCUUCUCAGCAACUCAAUUUGCAACUCCUGACAGCUUCCGCUCCGGUCUCCAGACAAUUCAAGAUGGGAACUACCAAAAGCCAGGGAAGCAGCAGUGCGGUUCGCACCUCAGCAUUUCUUUUAUGUGUGCUGAUCUUGGCUCAACACGCAUCAGCUGCUACGGUCAAUGUCGGAGGAAACAGCGGGUGGACUCUUGGACUCAACUACAAGAAUUGGGCUUCAUCAACCAAAGUCAGGCCCAACGAUUCCUUGUUUUUCAAGUAUGACGCCAGACUCCACAAUGUGAUGGUGGUGAGCAAAUCCGACUACGAUAACUGCAAGACUACCAGUCCAUGGUCCAAGCAUCAAUCCGGAAAAGAUAUGAUCAAGUUCACCAAGGCAGGAACCUACUACCUUAUCUGUGGAGUCGGCACUCACUGCAAAGCAGGAAUGAAGGUUGCCGUGACCGUCAGGUUCUAGACAUUGUCGCAAAUCUGCUCUUGUUAGAGCUCAAAUUGAGAUCACAUAAAUUUUCAGAUUUGUUAUGUUCUUCAUGUAGUGCACUUUGUAUAUCUGCUGGGAACGUACCCUCUAGGUUUAGUACAUAUUCUCUGCACAGAAUUAUGAAAGGAAUAUGUAGAUCCGCGGUGUACACAGCACAUGGACUUCAUAGCUCUCCAUUUGGUGAGAAUUUGAAACUGUGUGGAAUCUCAGACGAAGUACACACAACGAUCACAACCCAUAAAGUGAUUGAGGCUCGUAUUACUCUUCACUGUACGAUGAAGAGGCUUCGUUUCUCGUCUAAAUGAACGGUUUUUUUUUCGGUAUACACUACUUUCGUGAAGAAAGCCUAUUUAGAAUCGAAGAGUAACUCUUUGAAUCACAUGUACUUCAUAGCUCUCCAUUUGGUGAGCCUUUGAAUCUUUGUGGGUUCUUAGACCAAUUAGGCACUAGGAUCACUACCCAGUAAGUGAUUGAGGCUCGUCCAGAGUCAAAGUGAGUUGAGGCUCGCCCUGAUUGGAACCCUGAAUAAAAGUACUCCCUCUGAGCG